GGUGUCGCUGUGCCUUAAGGCCCGUACCGAGCCGAGUGGCGGCCUGUCCUAAGAGCUGAAAGCCCGGGGUUGAGCGGCUGGCGGGAAGCGCUGGAUAAUGAGAAGCUGCUGAGAGUGUCCCCUCCGACUUCACUGUUGAGAUCAUGGCAGACAGCGAACAGCAGGAAGAUUACAAGAUACAGGGAUUUGAUGCCGACACCCAGAGUCUUCUGAAAACAGCACUAAAAGAGCCGGGGAGCGUAGACUUGGAAAAGGCUGCCAGUGUGAUUGUAGAUCAGUCUCUGAGAGAUGCCACAUUCAGCAGGGAAGCUGGGAGGAUGUGCUAUACCAUUAUCCAGGCAGAGAGCAAGCAGACAGGACGCACCGUGUUCCGCUCCACCCUCCUGAACCGGCUGCAAGUGGAGUAUAAGAACCGGAAGGAGACGAGGGCUCGCUCCCUGCAGGAGUGGGUUUGCUAUGUCGGCUUCAUGUGCAACGUCUUCGACUAUCUUAGGGUGAAUAACAUGCCGAUGCUGGCUCUAGUUAACCCCGUGUAUGACUGCCUAUUUGAUUUGGUACAGCCUGACAAUCUGAAAAGGGAAGAGGAGCCUGUCCUGAUCCUACCGACAAACCUCCUGCCGAUAGUUAACCUGUCUGGUGAUAUUUCAGGUGGACUGCCUGGUGUUGCAGUUGCAUCGGGUAGGGGAGCAGCUGGAGAAGAUGAACUGCCAGCGUAUGGACGAGCUUUUCUCGCAGCUGAGAGACAGCUUCCUCCUGCAGGGAGGCCUCAGUUCGCUCACCCAGCUACUGCUGCUCGAGAUGAUCGAGUACAGGGCAGCCGGCUGGCGCAUGACCGACGCGGCGCAGAAGUAUUACUACAGCGAGGUGUCGGAGUGAGGCCAUAGACAGCGGAUUUUAUCCUACGUUCAAAAGCACAAGAUUUUAUAAACCCUUUGGUUGCCACAGAGCCAUGAAAGGCAUGUUUCAGAAGCAUAAGCAAGAGCCAUACUUCCUUUAUGUAACAGAUAGCACAGACGGCGCCAUAUUUAUUUGCGACCUUGAUCCAAGCACAAUUGAGCCAAAGUGUGUAGUUGGUCAAUGAAGGGCAAAUGGGUGGGAUUCAGCCUUGAGCAUAAACAUUGAGGGCUUCUAUUGGACUUGAUUGAAAGCGUCAUGGCUUUUUGGCACUAAAAUUGGUUUAAGCAGUGUAAUGGAUUUGCAGCACUAAUGUAAAGCAAAGGGGGUUAGAGUUCUUUUGGGAAAACCUAACACUUAAUUCAAGACCCACAUAGAUUAUAAGUCUUGCUGAGUGUGACUAGUUAAGAUGGUGGCACAUUCCCCUGUGGUAUUAUCUGCACUGGUAGAGAAAACUCCAAUACUGAACCGCCUUGUGCAAAUGCUUUGUAUUUUUGGGUGGAAAUCUACCCAGAAACCCUAAGGUCCGUGGUAAACAGGGACAUUAGUCACCGCGUGACGAAUCUCCCUUGUCGCGGGCGACUAAUCUCCCCGAAAUGCCAUCCCACCGGCUAGAAUGUAAAUCGCCGGUGUGAUGGCAUACGUGGCGCCGAAAUGGCCGGUUUCCUCUCAAGGCAACUUCAGUGAUUUCGGUGCCACUUAUGCCAUCGCACUGGUGAUAUACAUUCUAGCCGGUGGGAUGGCAUUUCAGGCGUCUGUCUCGGCCCUAAUACACAGGUGGCUUGGCACAGUAUUGGUGUUUUUUUCCCACCUGUGUUUGACUUGCCCCUAAGGAUAAUCGCCCAGAGGGUGAACAUGGCCGAAUGGGAGAGGAACUAAAGUGCUAAAUUACCUCUCCCAAUCAGAAUUGACUGCAAUCUCUGCCCAAGAGCCUCUCACAUGUCACUGGCGGGAGAAUCCCCAAUAAGGGUAAAUGAGAAGGGGCUGUGGUUUUUUUUCUUCUAUGACAAAUGUUGGAAAUCUCACUUAGACAAGUAACGUAUAAACAUUCCUGAGUCAGUGUGAUCAGAGGUGAAGCGCAACGGUCAGAAUCUGGAACUUCCAUGCAUCCCACUACAGCAGACUUAUGCAUCCGCCGGCUUCCUCUGCCACCAGCUCUCAGGUUAUCCUUUUCUAUUUGCCACCAUUUCUUGUGGGCGGAGACUGGAAGCGAGCAGCGCUCACACAGAGACGGGUGCUCUGAAUGGAAAGAGCGACUGCAUGCUCUCCCGCUAAAGCACAUCUUGUUUCCACGGGGUAAUACAUAGUAUAUACUCUGCUGGCUAAUUCCGAGUUGUUUUAUAAAAGAAAACUUUUUUGUCUGAACGAUGUACAAUUUUUUCCUAACAAUAACCCUUUAUAAUGAUUUUGCCUCUUACAGGGGAAGUUGCUUUUAUGAUAAAUUUUAUUAAUAAAGUUUUUGUAUGUUA
This is a messenger RNA of Xenopus tropicalis (tropical clawed frog), 2363 nucleotides long. RefSeq names its product MIF4G domain containing (gene mif4gd). Gene Ontology annotation, molecular function: RNA binding. Bases 144 to 884 code for a protein of 246 amino acids. Gene Ontology annotation, biological process: positive regulation of translation. The transcript has 6 exons. Lineage: Eukaryota; Metazoa; Chordata; Amphibia; Anura; Pipidae. Gene Ontology annotation, cellular component: cytoplasm; nucleus. The record is from RefSeq and is a predicted model, not a curated record.